AUGACCCCACUUCAUUCAUCAGUUAUCAGUGAUCGACCUGAUAUACUGGAACUGCUUCUGAAACAGUUGACAACAGAUGAAAAUGUCAGACGCUCAUUGCUUUUAGCCAAUGAAAAAGAAGGAAGAUCUCUUAUCCACUUGGCUGCAAGCCUGUGUACAGAGAAAUGCCUUAGCCUACUGCUGGAGUGUGCAUCCCUGGAUCUGGACAUUACAGAUCUCCAUGGUCACUCAGUGUAUCAGGCAGCCUCUAAAGCAUGCAAAGAUUUUCUUGACCUACAUGACCAGGAGAGGAGUAGGCAGGUAACCCUUCUGGUUGAGCUGAAAACACAGCUAGAGGGUGCUACUGUCAGCUGCACACGCAUUGGCACCAUCGAGAUUACACCGUCUACAUCAUGGAGUCAUCUGGAAAUCCAGCUGCAGACGACACUUGCAGACUUUUUGUCGCAGCUAGAUCGAGGUCUGCGUACUCGCCGCCUGGCUCGAUUUUAUCGUUGGAGUCCAUGUAUGCAGACAGAAAAACAGCCUUUCAGCAUAGCCAGCAACAACAAUGACAAGAAAGCUGCCAUUAUAAUUGAUGACACAAAUAACCUGUGUGAACUGAUUGCCUUUGACAUUCUGCACCCUGUGCCCAUCCUUCAUAGCUACCUUCGCUUGCUGUCCCAGUAUAAAAGUGCAGUGUUCUACGGACCAGUCCACAGUGGCAAGUCUUACCUAGUCCAGCGCCUUGCUCAGUGUCUUGCUACUGAAGAGAAGGGCUUUGGUCGAAAACCAGCCAUUUUUAAGAUGUCACUUACAAACAAGACCAGUCAUGAAGAUCUUUUGGCUUUCUUGAAGCAGAAAGGCUGCUUGCUGCCAGUGGAGCAGCAAACACCUAUGUCACCAAUCCUUUUGCUGGAAGAUUUGGAGCUCGUGAGCAUGGCCACCUUUUUUGGGGAAUUACUAGAUCCUCUGUUACAACGAGGCAUGCAAUAUGCCUUUUCUCUCACAGAAGACUCAAAAGCAGGUCAGCUAUACUAUUUUCCAGAAUCCUUUUACCUGCUUGGGACUCUGAAUAGGACAAGGUCCACAGGGAUUGAUUUGUCCAUUCAACAACGUUUUCGAUGGGUUCAGUUUCGACACGAUGCAGAGCCACUGCGCAAUCUUCUGGCACGCCACUUCCUGCGGCGUUUGUACCAUCUUGGGGAUGGGAAGCUCCCAGCUUUUGAUGAUCCAUUGCUGCAGGCAACAGAAUGGAUCAUCUGUGUGUGGCAGCGGCUUAACGACAGCCUGGGAAAGUUAGGUCUACCUAACGUUGCUCUUGGACCUUGCUGCUUUUUUAAGUGUCCAGUGGAAAAACGAAAUCCAAAAGUCAUUUUGCAAUGGGUGCAGGAUCUGUGGAACUCAGAAGUUGUGCCUCAGGUUCGUGAGGCUGUGAAGAAGGGAACUGGUAGUGAGACACAGGGACAGCAGAAGGGGAGACAAAUAAACAAAAGAACCUCAGGAGGCACAACUGCAGUUCAGCUGGCAGGCCGCCGAGUCAGGCAUACUAACUGUAGUACAGAAGAUUCCUCCUCCCCACCUUUGCAGAUGGACACACAGCAGAAUGUAGAGGGCUCUCCUUCUGUUGUUACCGCCCCGUCACAGAAUGGAACAGAUAGACAGGAAUUUGGAAGACCUUUUGAAUUUUUUACUGGAACCAACAUUAAGCAUCGCAGUCUGUCUGAAUCAAGUGUGAACAAAACUCUAGAGUUACUAGAUGACCUGGACAGACAACAGGGAAAGCACAAUCAGUUUCAGCAGACAAAACAACAGAUACUACAAAAUACAGACUCGUUCACCACUUCAUCACAUCAGGCAAAGGUGCCCAAGCUGGAGAUGAGAUCCUCUCGAAUUCUCUCCCUUUCCAACUCAUUCAAAACACUGUCAAGAAAUAACAGUGGUGAUGACAUUGGUUGCUGUGAUGAACAAGGUCAAGCAGUAAAAGUCAAUCCUUUGCACGUACCAGUGCGACCUGGGGCAGGGCAACAUCUACAUCAUCACAACAAACACCACGCCCACAAGAAGUCACGGUCAUCAGAAAACAUCUCCCCAAGUGGACUGUUUGCUGGGGGCAUGCAUCAAUCUGUAAAUCCUUUCUCGUUCUCACUCAGCACACCAAAAUCAAGUUUAACAUCUUUUAAAUUUUUUGAGAAGCCUUCUCCUCUUUUAUCAUCCCAGACAUCAUUAUCAUCACCAGAAGCAUCAUCAUUAUCAUCCACAGCCUCUGCUAUGUCACUUUUACAGUCUUUAGCACCAGCUUUUUCUUCAGCUUCACCUUCAGCUUCAACAUAUGACGCCAAGGGUUCAGCAGGUUCAUCUUUUGUGAUCAACUCCGAAAAUCAGUCCCACACUUCCCCAGUCAUUGGUACACAGUCAGAAUUUGCUGAGACAAUGAACGCCAGUCAAGUCCCAAGUAGACCAAGAGGUGAUUUGGUAAUAGAAGGCUGCACUAGGGAAGCCACAGAAUCUUGAUAAGGUCUCAGCAGGAACUGUUUUCUGAAUUCGUCCUUCGGAGUAUGAAAUGUGAAAGACUGUUAAAAAUCUUGUGCACUUCAAAAUUGGAGUUGUAUUUUGCUGAUGGAGACUGUAUGAAGCAUUCUGUGAUGCCAUUGCUGCAUGUGAACAAGGAGAGUCUUCAAGUUUUACCAGAGUGCAACAUUUUUUGUCCUUAAUAUGUGGGUUUAUUUUAAUUCCUCGUCGGUAACAGAGGUCAGGUCUGUGGCAUUGUAGUUUACCAUUGCAGCUAAUAAACAGGCUUCCAGCUGUUUAAUUGGCUGUAAUCUUGACAAAAUAAAUGUAAUCAUUCUUUCCUAAAAUUUUUGUCACAAUUUUGCCUCUUUCAGUGCACAGGUGAGAGUAUAAAAAUGUUAAAGCACAAACUUGUAAAAUACCUGGACCUUGCAAACAUUGUUUUGGGGAUUGUUUCUUUCUAUGUCACGCUCUGUAGUACCAAUAUGGGAGACCUAUAUUGGUGUGGAUGUUGCUUUGGGCUUCUGAAAAUGACUUCCUAGGUUAUGACCGGCCGUCCAUGUCAUAUCGGUCUUUUUUAAUUGUCAAAGUUUUUUGUGGGUGUGCUUUGGCAGUUUGUGGUCAGAGGCAGUUCAUUUGUUUAGUCAAAUGGAGACAGUAGUGAUGACAUAGGUUUAUUUAGUCUAGUGGAGAGUGGACUGAAAACAGGUUUGUUUAUUAGACCUGUGGAAGCUACACUGAGAGACAUAAGUUUUAGGUUGACACCUAUUCCCUAUUUUUGAAAGCCUGGAUUUAGGGUCUGUUUUCAUUGGCCUUAACCUUGUGGGCAGGCUUAUAUUUGUAUUCUUGAAAUAUAUUUUUAUGUACAUCCUUAUUGUGACAUUUUGUAAAUUAUUCUGCCUUCAGAUAGAAACUAUUGUUCACAUGCAACUUAACCUGGGACAGUGAAAGAACUAUUACUAGCAUCCUGUUAACACUGGGAAACUGAGAGGGAUUACAAGGAGCUAGAUCAGUGAAUCUCUUUUUUAAGACAAAGAAACUGUUUAUUUUUUGGUUCAUGUUGUUAUUCUUCGGUUAUGUAAAUAUGAUCAUCGUCUGCCCAUAUCAGUCUCUGUAGAUGCCAGAGGGCUUUUAAGAUUUUAUGUUUUAUUUCCCAGCUGUUAUAGUCUAAGGUGUUCUACGCAUAUUUAAAUUUUUGUGUAAAGUUAAAGAUACCUUUGGCUGAAGUACAUAAGCAUUCAUGACUCCUUUCUCUUACAUAAAGUUCAGAAGGUUGACAGCCUCCUCUGUAAAUCUUUUUUGUUAUGUAUGGAAAAGGUUAUGACUCAUACAACCCAGCUCAGGAUAUUUUUGACACUAUACACUAAUACAGCUGUUUGAAAAAAUGGAUACACCCUUGAUUAUUUUGAGCACUUUAGUACAGUUGUUUGCCAUGCACACACCCUGUGUUCAUAUGGAUUGUUAUCUUUUUGUUUAUAACUAGAAUUAAUGGCCUCUAUAUAUAUGUAUAUGAAGCCUUCAUGACAUUUUAUUUUCUGGUGCCUGAUUUGUUAUUGUAAUAUCAAUUGCGCCAGAGAUUCCAAAUGGCUUUGUUUUGCUUACCUGAGAAGACAGGACUUUAUGGCCAGAAAAUUUACUCCAGGAAAAAAAAUUUUUUUUCCUUUGUCUGUAUAAAGUGGGCGAUAAGUCUGAGAAUAGGUGACAUGCAUACGUGUCUGCAUGACUGAUGUGAUGCGAAAGUUUUUUAAAGACAUUUUCUUAUGCACAAAGGUGAGAUCAGUUUUCUUUUUGAAUAUGACUAGAUGUGCACAAAUAAAAUCGUCUGUGAUUGGAAUUUGGUAAUUAGUGAAUGAAAGUAAAUAACUAAAGCAAAAUUAUAAGUCACUGUGAUACCUGUCAAGAGAUCUGAAAACAUUUUAUGAAGACAGUUAAAAAACAGACAAAUCUCUUUUUUUCAUAUCUUAAAUUCUGUAUGUAGAAAUGUAUGCAUUCAUUUGCAGACUUGCCUGAUUCAUGUUUUGUGAUCUUACGAAAUAGAGCACCACAAUGAUGAAGUAAAAAUAGCAUGCAGUCUUUUUAUUUUGAAUAUGUAAGCCCACUCAGUCACUUUCCUCCCCCAGCCCCCAACUCGGUUGUUGUAAGCUACAGCAAAGAUAACUAUGUUUGGGACUAAAAUGGUCAGUUCAAUCAAGUCAAUCAUUCGAAGUGAAAGUAGAGAUGAAAGACUCUUGGACAGAAUGAAAGGAUCUUGAAAGAAUGCGUGUAUUUUAAUUUAAAUCAGGUGUUUUUGUUGGGAAAAAUCAUUUUGUGUAUACUUUGUUGAUGGUUGGGCAGACUGUUUUAGCUGCAUAAAGAAGUUACUUUUGUUUGUAUGUUAAGAUUUUCACCUUUGUGAAAUAUCCACUUUAGUGGAUUUUUACACUGUGCAAAGAUUGUGAUUUAUUUCAGGGAGGCUGGUCUUGUUCAUGUUGAUACAUCAGGGAAACAUACCCAAAUGGUUACUUUGUUAAAGCUAUGUGUUCAGACAGCAUAUGUGGAAAAGUAAACAACUUCAAAGAUAAAUUUUUGCCAGCAGUAUAUAUUGUAUUCAUUAACAUUUAUUACUAUCUUAUAAAUGAAACAGAGUGAGGUGAGUGCGCUUUUGUCUGUUGCUCGGAUUAGACUCUGUGCAAAUCCACAGUUUGCCCAGUCCUCCCAGAUUUGACAGGAACUUUUUUUUCACCUCUGUAAGGUCUUAAGCUAUAUUUGGUUGAUGCAUGAUGCUACACGGCACAUUUAUUUUCUUUUCUGUGGAAUUGCUGUAGGCUUCAAAUAAUGAACGAAAAAUAUCUGCUAUGCAGAACCCAAGUGCGUUAUGCUACUACUACGCAGGCCAAACAAGCAAAGUAAUUUGAUAGCAGAACUCACUGAAUCUCACUGAAGGUAUCAUGGAAAUUUGAGAAAAUGUCAAUGAGACAGAAUGAGAAAGCAAAAGGAUGUGGGGGAUCAGAAGCAAGGGGGAGGGAGCAAGGACAUCUUGUGGCAGCAGCUUACCUCCCACCCCUUCACUAGACGCUUGUAACGCCGUGGUUUUUUAAUUUUUUUAUAUCUCCUAUCGGUAUUAGUGAAGUUAACUUGCAUUGUAAAAAUAAAUUAUACUGAGAUCAAGCAUUCUUUUAUCUUGCUAAUUUUGCUAGCAAAUCUUCAAAAAAUUAAAUGAAGAGACUUCUUUUCACCUUCCAAGUCCUCCCUAGCUGGCUAAGGAGGGUGUGCGAACUUACCUUUUUUCAUCUCAAGGCCAUCACAAGUAAAAGAAGUGUGGUUGUAAGGGGUCUCUCACCUCACCAUCGUUGAUCUGUUGUAUGUGAAUGAACAUUGUGUUGACAGUCACUUGAAAUGCUGGGUAACCUGCCUGGUUAAAAAUAAAAUCGGAGCUGUUUUGGGUUGUUUUUUUUGGCAUGUAAACAUUACAUACUGCUUUCUUUAAUGAAUCCCUCUCCUACACUUUUUACUGGAAUCAGAGCUAGACAAAAGCAUAAGAUUUUUGAGGAAAAUCUUCAUCAACAAUUUGAAUAAGGAUGAUGUCAAGUGUUCAUGUUGGAACCUUCAGAAUAUUAUGUGCAUUUCUGACUAUACUUGUGAACAUAAAUUAGAUUAUCGUGGUGCAAUCAGGUAAUUUUUCUUGGAUUUUUGGGGGUGAUAAAGACAUUGAGAAUAAACUGUUAUGGUAAAUUACAGUUGACUACUGUUUGAAUGAUGUGCUUGGUUCUUAUGUUUGACACAUUUAAUUGCUUUUAGUAAAGGUAUAAUUAAUGUUUUGAAAUAUCAUAUCAGAACUGAAAAACAGACACAUACUUCAGCACACAGGUAAAGUUUGAUCAGACCAGGUUUGCAUCUUAUGAUUAUGACAAGCCCAUUUCAGCUGAUUUGUGCUGCGGCUUCACACUGUUUGGGCUUGAAAUUGUUAGUGAAAUGUGUUACCCAAGGCAUAUAUAUAUGGAAAUGUAUUGCGCAGUGGCAAUAUUUUGUGUAUUAUGUUAACAUGAUGCAGAUUUUUGCUACACUUGUAUUUUUCGAUGUAAAUACUAACCAAAAGUGUGUGUUUAAAUGGUUUUAAAUAAAAUUAUGGAAGCAAACAAAUUUUUGAAGAUGCCAUCUUUCUGCCCAUCACUGUAAAAACAAACUAGUAAAAGAAGAAAUGGACAGCUUUAAAGUCUCUAGCAGCUGAUUUGAACAAAUGUGAUGAACAAGGACCUUUUUUUAUUGCCCCUAUAAGAAUGUAAAUCGGUAUAAAUUAUAAAGGCAUCUGUAAGCAUGUGUUUCAUGAAAAGCUACAGCUAAUGUUGUAUAGAAGGCAGACGUUAAUGUGUUCUAGAAAAAUAACUUCACGUCAGAUGUGCUUGAACAGAAACCAGAAGCUAAAGUUGCAGACAAAGUCCUUCAGAACUUUGCAUUCCUGGUGUCAGUGCAAGUGUUGUUCUCGCCCAGAAUAGCUGCUAUUUUUAAGGAUAAAGGGAAAGGAAUUCCUGGAGCACUUAGUGAAAGGGAAAUCAGUCAAUUCCAGUCAUGUUAAUUAUUAAAGGAACUUGUAAAGGCCACAGCUACAUGGAGUGACGCUCUGUGUGGUGACCAUUCAUGGCAAAAUGUAUGCACCAGCAUCAAAGCAUUUAAAAAUGGGGUUUUGUUUAGAUGUUUAGACUUUUUUUUUUAAGAAACUAGCUGUUGUCAUCUUCAAAAUCCUUUCUUGUUUUGAAGAAUGUGUGCACGCAUAUUCGUAAGGGCAUGCAAUGAUGUGUGUACGCUGGAUGUUGACUAGUAUUUCUGGCUGUUGACUUUUUUCUGUGGACCAACUUCUUAAAGGAUUUUAAAGAGACAGCUUAUUUUUUUAUUUUACCCUUUUGUUAAAUAGCUUUGAGUUGUGCGUCUGUUUUAACAGAUAAAAAGGACUGAAAGCGUGAAUUAACCUAAUUUUGACGAAGUCAAUGUUUAUCUGACAUGAGUGUGAAAUGAACUGUGUAGAAGCUUAUUCUACUUGUUUUGUCAUCUUAAAAUGAUUAAUCCAGAAGUUAUUCCAUAUGUUUACGUUAUAAGUAGAUGUUAAAGUCAGUUUUUCUGAUAAGUGAAGCAAAUUGUAAAAUAAUGUUUUGAUGGGAAUUCUUUAAUUUUUGAUAAGCUUGCCUUCCACCAUCACUUGUUUGUGUGUGUGAAUGAGAGAGAGAUCAUGUUUAUGUGUGUAGACGUCUGUGCAUGCUGGUUUAAGUAGCAUUAUCAGUGUGCACAAGUAAAACCAGGAAUCAGUUUAUCCAUUUCUGUCUGGUUACAUUUUCCUUUUUUCAAACCAUUGGUAUUUGACUCUGCUAAUUCCCAUCCAUGUACAGAAACAAUAUAAGCAAGAAUAAGACAGUUGAAUCUGAAUGUUAUUUUGUUUGCUGAGAGAUUAUUUCACCUCCACAGUUUUAAUGGCUUCGUGUAAAGUUGGGGAGUGACAAAGAGACAGCACUUGCUCAUCUUGAAAAAAAGAGUCGAUGUUUUAUUCAGCAGAGAGUGGUGAUGAAGGGACUGAGAUCUUUUCCGUCAGUAUAGUUUGACUUGUGGUAGGUAGUUUUCAGCCAUCCAAAAUCACAUUGUUGAUUUGUCACAAUCUUCAGUCGUCUAUAGUCAUGGAGAUUUGUACCAAGGGAACUCUUCUUGCUGCAUCCAAGAAUUUGCAAUCAAGACACAGUAGAAGUAGUUUAGAAUAAGUUAAACUACUUAGAAAGCAUGCAAGGAGUCAGGAGUUUAUCUGGCAUUUGGACAAAGGUCUUUGUAGUGGGUCAUUCACUCUGCAGCAUGUCUGUAAUCCUUUUACCUUUUAGAAGUAGUGUUAGUAAUCGUAAGUAGCCUUCGGCAGAAAGACAAGUUACAAACAUAAAAUUCAAGUUGCAGGCGGAGAGCCACUGUUGGAGAGUGUGUUUGUUUUGCUUGGUUGUGAUUUGUGCCAGCAAUAUAGACAACCAUUUAAACGCCAGCUUUUCAUGGAGAAUUUUUCCUCAGAAUGCAUGAUGGCUGUCAGUAUUUUGCAAUAAAACUGUUAUCAUCUAA
Molecule: messenger RNA, 8547 nt
Organism: Pomacea canaliculata
Lineage: Eukaryota; Metazoa; Mollusca; Gastropoda; Architaenioglossa; Ampullariidae
Product: cortactin-binding protein 2-like
Exons: 13
Coding region: 1-2490 (829 amino acids)
Biological process (GO): neurogenesis; nervous system development
Source: RefSeq, a predicted model, not a curated record